Ascochyta rabiei is the source of this 1230-nucleotide messenger RNA. RefSeq lists its product as uncharacterized. The transcript has a single exon. Bases 1 to 1230 code for a protein of 409 amino acids. The record is from RefSeq and is a predicted model, not a curated record. NCBI's taxonomy places the organism in Eukaryota, Fungi, Ascomycota, Dothideomycetes, Pleosporales, Didymellaceae.
AUGGCUGGAGGACGACGCAACCUCCGCUUAACCACUAGCGACGUGGAGGAGUUGCCCCCUCGCGACGACCUCGGUCAGGAGCCGGAUGCGCAACGCCGCGACGACGCGCCCAGGGUAUCGCCGGCACCCAUGGAGCCACCGCUCAACCCUCACAUCAGGGGCGGGUCAGCCACCACGGCGGCAGGCAUCGCGACGCCAGACGUCCCAACGCCACGCGUCACACAAAUGGAGUUGCUACAGGCUUCUAUCCCGUUGUUGCUGGAGGCACUCAACGAGGCAGAAUUGUCCGGCGCCCCCGAACGAGAAAUCGAAAUCCGGCAGCGGCAAUUCAACCGGGCAGUGGAGACCCUGCAGCGGACGCACGUUGGACCCACGCCGGGUAGCCACCGCCCAGCGUUCGACGAGGCAGGCAAGAUAAUGCGAGUCCUCAACAACGUCCAACCUAAGCCACAACUUGGGACGGAUAACAAGCCUCUAUCGACCCAGCAGGUGGACCAGUGGAUUAAGGACAUAGACACGGCGUUCCAGUACGCUCAAGUAGUUGAAGACUCCGUGACCCGCACCUAUUGGAUCAUGGGCACUAUCUACUAUAGUGUCCAUCGAGAAUUGAUCCAACAACGUAUCAACGAGGGAUCAAUCCGAACUUGGGCCGACCUCCGCGCAGAGGAGGAGCAGCUUGUACAAGACCCAGUCUUCACUCAGUACGAGAACUACGAUAAGUACUUCAACUAUGAGUGGAAGGCCGACGAUUCCGUCAACACCUUCCUAAUGAAGUUGAACAAGCGGGAGUCUCUACUGCCCCGCAACUUCGCUAAGUUUGACGACGGCACGGAUGACUAUGAGUUCAAGAUAGCGUUUGUAUGGAGCCUUACUCCCCACGAACUCCAACGUGAGAUCCAGCGCAAUGGCAGCCUGGAACACAUCACUGAGUGGAUAGAGUUUGAACGGGCCCUCCGUAACGCAGAGACCGCAACAGUCCCCUUGAACUCAAGCCUCUGGGCUGAAGGCAGCGGUCGAAACAAAAGACCUUACUCUUCUCCUAAUAGGGGAGGAUUUAAAAGGCACCACAGCCGGGCCUCGACCCCCUCCGGGAGCGACGCCGGAAAGCAGCCGGGAGACUCCCGGCCAGCAACCAAUAACGCUAAUUCGUCAGGCGGCAAGGGGUCCCAUAGGGACAAUUACCACCAACAAUCCAAUAGGGGUGGUUAUUAUCAGCAACGGGGCCAUUAG